AUGGCGGUCUGGGAAUUUAUGGUUAUGCUGUUGGUGUGACGUAUAAUCUAGUGGACGGAACGCUUCUUUCAUCAGCAGCAACAGUGAGUCAGACACCUCGGUAGCUUGCUAGACAAAUUAGCCGAACCAAUAUAGCUCUUUAGACGCUUUCGUGUAUAUUAGCCACUGUGUUUUAAACCCAUUUCUGUCGUCUAGUUAGUUAUCCGAUUUAAUUUCAUAUUUACGGUGUUGUUAUUAGUCAGCAAGCGGGCUGGUUAAGUUAGCAUUAGCAUAGCUAACAUCCCCGACCAUGCGGUCACUAAGCUACUCUCCUUCUAAUGAAGAGAAGGAUAUCACAGUAAAACAAGAAGUAGAGAGUGGGGCCUUUACUGUGAAAGAAGAGGAGGACGCGUUCAGAGUGAAAGACGAGGAAGAUAUCACAGUAAAACAAGAAGUAGAGAGUGGGGCCUUUACUGUGAAAGAAGAGGAGGACGGGUUCAGAAUGAAAGAGGAGGAUGGUGUUACAGUGAAAGGAGAGCAUGUAGUUUAUGGCGUGAAAGAGGAGGGGGAGGAGAUGACUGUUACAUCGAAAAAGGAGGAAGAGGAGGAACCUGGAUAUCUGGUUCCGGUUUCCCAAACGCAUCUUAAGGCGUCCAAUGGUUCUAACGAUGGACUCAACCGUAAGAUGGUUUUGAGAAACCGUUCCCUGAUUAACACUAGAGAGAGACGUGACUAUCGUGGAUCCUCUGGGGAGCCUCAACAACCUCAUGAUGCUGAGGAGACAGAGAAGAGUCUCUCCAGAUCAGAACACCUCAAUAAACACCCGCAGAGACCCACAGGGAAGAGAACUCACUGCUGCUCUGACUGUGGGAAGAGAUUCACACCAUCAGGCAUUAAAAAUAAUCAGAGAACACACACAAGAGAGAAACGUUAUAGCUGUGGUCAAUGUGGGAGGAGUUUUACUUCAUCUGGCAGUCUGACUCUACACCAGAGAACACACACAGGGGAGAAACCAUAUAGCUGUGGUCAAUGUGGGAGGAGUUUUACUUCAUCUGGCAGUCUGACUCUACACCAGAGAACACACACAGGGGAGAAACCAUAUAGCUGUGAUCAAUGUGGGAAGAGUUUUGUUCAAACUUCCCAUCUGACUCAACACCAGAGAACACACACAGGAGAGAAACCUUAUAGCUGUGGUCAAUGUGGGAGGAGUUUUAGUCGACCUGGAGUUCUGACAGUGCACCUGAGAACACAUGCAGGACAGAAAUCUUAUAGCUGUGAUCAAUGUGGGAAGAGUUUGACUUCAUCUGGCAGUCUGACUCUACACCAGAGAACACACACAGGAGAGAAACCUUAUAGCUGUGGUCAAUGUGGGAGGAGUUUUAGUCGAUCUGGAGUUCUGACAGUGCACAAGAGAAUACACACAGGAGAGAAACCGUAUAUCUGUGGUCAAUGUGGGAAGAGUUUUUGUCAAUCUGGCCAUCUGGCUCAACACCAGAGAACACACAGGAUUGAAAUCUCAUAGCUGUGACCAGAGAUAAUCUGAUAAAAGAUCUCUGGUCAAAUAUUAGAAAAUACAUACAUGAAGUAGUAGUUUCAUGAUUUCAAUGAAUUAAUGUCACAAUGUAGAAUUGUUUUACAUUGUAGUAGGAGUAUUGUAAUGAUUUCACAAUGUAGAAGCCUAAACGUGUGCCCACUUAUGAAUUGAUAUCAACAUGUUAUGGAUAUUAGCCUCAGGGGAAAAAUCCAGGUUCUGAAAUGGAAGAGUACUAUUUAUGUGAUUUAACAAAAAUUGACAAACAAAAAAAUAGUUCGGAUCAAAUCAAAUGUAUUUAUAAAGCCCUUCUUAUAUCAG
Messenger RNA from Oncorhynchus mykiss (rainbow trout), 1831 nucleotides. The record is from RefSeq and is a predicted model, not a curated record. NCBI's taxonomy places the organism in Eukaryota, Metazoa, Chordata, Actinopteri, Salmoniformes, Salmonidae.